ACAAUCUACCGUCUGCCAUCUCAGCUUGGAAGUGAACCGACGCAACGGAACAUUCGCUCCACGGCCACACCCCAACGAACGCCCCGGAUCUACGAGUCGAACAAGGCCAGCCAGCCAAUCCACCUCGUUUAGCCUCCCACCGCAAUGGCGCGCCUCUUUGCCUUUGACGCCGGUCUCUGGGACCCCUCACACCGGUUCCAGACGUCGUGGCUCGUGUCGCCCUACGUUCUAGGCGCCGUUCGUUUGUUCAUUUCUCUCUACGCCUUCACGACUCUCCUCUUCAACAUCGGCUACGCAUGCGUUAAUGCUUCACAUGGCGGGUGUGAAACAGCGCGCAAUAGCUUCUCCUACUUCACAGUUCUAUCCUACUGGGGCGUAGCCUUCUACUUCCUAGUGGCAGCGGUGCACACCCUCAUCUAUGCGCGCCGCGGCUCUGCGCCCCUAGAUAACUGGCCACGAUCGCUGCAAUUUCUGCACAGUCUACUAUACGGCAGCAUAACGACGUUUCCCAUCCUCGUUGUCAUCGUCUUCUGGGCCCUGCUCUCUGCCCCCACAACCUUGUCGACAACAUACUCGGCGUGGAGCAAUAUCUCUGAGCAUGCGCUGAACGGCGCCCUCGCGCUCUUCGAAAUUAUCAUCCCACGCACGCGACCCACGCCUUGGUCCCACUUGCCAUUCCUGAUUCUGCUACUCGCGCUUUAUCUAGCGCUGGCCUACCUGACGCAGGCUACUAAGGGCUUCUACACAUAUCCUUUCCUCGAUCCCUCUCUGCAGGGUGCCUUAGUCGCAGCCUACGUCUUCGGCAUCGCCAUCGGCAUCUGUAUCAUCUUCGCCGUCGUGUGGGGAAUCACCUGGCUGCGUCGCUGGAUCACCGAGAAUAAGCUCGGGCUCGAUGGCGUCUUCGCGCAUGCCAGCGCCGUUGCACGAACCGACGAACAAGACGCGAGGAGGAGCUGGGUCCACAAGGAUGUGAACGGAAAUGAGAAUGGGCAUGGAAUGACUGAGAUUAAUCCCGCCGUAUAGAUAUGUGGAUAAGGAGGGGAGGAAUGCAUAUAAUAAAAAGGAGAAGAAGAAAAGAAAGAAAGAACAGAGGAAAUAAAAGAGAAUGAGAGUCUAAAAGUGUGUAUGAAGGGGGCAUGCAAUGUCCACUACAUCAUUAAGAUUCUGAUUCAUACCUAAUGAUACCCUACCUACAGUAGAUAGAUACCCAGUGUUUGGACGAAAUUGGAUGAAUGAGAACUUGCGCUCAUGUCAGCGAUUCAUAUGGAAGCCAUG
This is a messenger RNA of Xylaria bambusicola, 1275 nucleotides long. RefSeq lists its product as uncharacterized. Lineage: Eukaryota; Fungi; Ascomycota; Sordariomycetes; Xylariales; Xylariaceae. Gene Ontology annotation, cellular component: membrane. The transcript is spliced from 2 exons. Bases 145 to 1023 code for a protein of 292 amino acids. The record is from RefSeq and is a predicted model, not a curated record.